This is a messenger RNA of Prunus armeniaca (apricot), 489 nucleotides long. Lineage: Eukaryota; Viridiplantae; Streptophyta; Magnoliopsida; Rosales; Rosaceae. The record is from the annotation of a GenBank genome assembly.
AUGGCUGAGGUCCAAAACGGCCAAGAUGUCCCGGGAAUUAAGCUAUUCGGGACAACGAUUACAUUGCAAAAUAGAUCACAAGUAAAAGAAGAACCCAAGAAAGCUGAUCAAACGGCGGAGAAGAGGCCAGAUAGGAUCAUACCAUGCCCAAGAUGCAAAAGCAUGGAGACUAAAUUUUGUUACUUCAAUAACUACAACGUUAACCAGCCAAGACACUUCUGCAAGGGCUGCCAGAGGUACUGGACAGCUGGCGGGGCUCUACGGAACGUGCCCGUGGGGGCCGGUCGACGGAAAACCAAGCCGCCGUGUCGAGGGCUGGCCGGAUUCCCAGAGGCUUGUAUAUACGAGGGUUCAGAGGUGGUGCACCAGUUUGAGUUGGAUGGGGUUAUUGAAGAGUGGCACAUGGCCGCGGCACAAGGCGGUUUACGCCAAGUUUUUCCAGUGGUGAAGCGGCGGAGGAGCGGCUCAGGUGGUCAAACAUGCAGCUGA